Molecule: messenger RNA, 2411 nt
Organism: Puntigrus tetrazona (Sumatra barb)
Lineage: Eukaryota; Metazoa; Chordata; Actinopteri; Cypriniformes; Cyprinidae
Gene: adat3
Product: adenosine deaminase tRNA specific 3
Exons: 2
Coding region: 135-1151 (338 amino acids)
Cellular component (GO): cytoplasm; nucleus
Molecular function (GO): tRNA-specific adenosine-34 deaminase activity
Source: RefSeq, a predicted model, not a curated record
AUAAAGGAGGGAACAAGACUAACAUGGAAGAGAGAGAUGUGUUAGACCGAAUUGGAUAAUUUUUUCAAGCUUGGCUUCUAUAAAGAAGAUGUCGUCAGUAAACUCCUGACAAUCUAUUAAAUGAACGAAACAAGAUGGAGCCACAAGCCAAACGAAGGAAAGAAAUGGACAAAUACGACACUUGGGAUGUUCUUCCAGUUCUCUCUGACAAACAGUCCCAGGACACCGAAUUGUUGCCAGCCUACGCUGCACCUAUCAUGGAGAAAAGACAAACUUCCCGCCUGGUUCAGGAGCUUUCCCUGAUCCACCCUUUACCCGAUUUGCAACACAUAAAAAGAGUGAGAGCUUGCAAGGACAAAAGCUCUCCUCAUCCAUUAGAGGUCAUUGUGUGCUUGGCCAGGGAUGUGCAGGUGAUAGACUGCGAAAGAGUUACGCUUGCCGAUCUGCUUCGCCCACAGUCUUUUGACUCCAGUGGUUUGGGAGAACCUUUCCUUGUCGAAAUACCUGCCAACCCUCCGCUGACGAGACCGCAGUUUGAAAAAGCUAGCGAACACUGGCCCACGUCAUUCCACGAGGACAAACAAGUGACGUCUGCUCUGAGAGGCCAGUUAUUCGCUGCCCAUCAGAAACAUAAAAUGCAAGAGUACAUGAUGGCAGCCGUGGAUGCUGCAAAAUCAGGCGGGGAGAUGGGAAUGGAUGCGGCGGGCGCUGUGAUCGUUGACCCAGAAUCGGAGCAGAUCGUUGCAGUGGGUCAUGACUGUAAGCGGGGCUCUCAUCCGCUCCAUCACGCUGUCAUGGUCUGUAUUGACCUCGUGGCCUGCGGGCAAGGAGGAGGCGCUUAUAGCUACGAGAAAUAUCCAGCCUGUCGGUUUAGAGGCUCCGUGUCCUUCAGGAAUGCCUGCAAUGCCAAAGAAAGCGGCCUGCCUUACAUCUGCACUGGAUAUGACCUUUACGUCACUCGAGAGCCGUGCGUGAUGUGCGCAAUGGCUUUGGUCCACUCAAGAAUCAGCAGGGUGUUUUAUGGGGUGCCCUCUGCAGAUGGUGCCUUGGGAACCAAGUAUAAAAUUCACUGCCAAAAAGAUUUAAAUCAUCGCUUCGAAGUGUUUAAAGGGGUGAUGCUAAAUGCAUGCGAGGCUUUACACAAAAAGUGAUUUUUUUUUUUAUACAUUCACAUCAAAGAUGACAUUUUAAUAGUUUUUACAUUUCCAAUUACAACCAAAUAUAAUUUUCUUUUACAUAGGACCGUAAUAAAAAGUAUAAAAAAAAUGCUGUCUACGUUUAAAUAUUCUUACGUCUAAGUAUCAUGUGACACUAAGGACUGGAGUGAAGAUGCUGAAACUUCAUAAAUAGCAUUUUUAAAUAUAACAAAAUGGAAAAGUUAUUACAUUUCUCAACCUUUUCGAACAGUGGUGUUUAUGAUUGUAUGAUUUGCAUCGAAUGCAUUUCUUAUUUCACAAAAUUCAUUUUUAUAGUGAAGAACAGAGUUCGUAAUACUUUGUAAAGUUUUAUUUGUUUGCAGCAUGUCAUACAACACACAACAUCCUACGUUCAUACCUUUUCUCAAAACAAAAGGACAAAACAAUUGGCACAGUCGAGCCUUUGCAAAUAUUGUCAAAAGACAAGAAAGUGGAAGAAUACAAAUAGUUAAUGGGUUUAUGUUACAGUUUCUCAACUUCAAUAAUACUGUGACAGAAAAGAGCAAAGAAACAUGAUGGUUUGCUGAAGCUUGGUAAUGAUCCAGAGAUUUAAAAUGACAUACUGAUAUUGAGCUAAAAGUCAACAUGAAAUAUUCUGAUUCAAACAUUUAGGGAAGAACUUGAUGUUUUGUUUCGGGGGCAGAGGAAGCCGUUCAAAAUUUACACGAAAAUGUCGUGCACAGAUAAAAUGUUCAAAAUGAGACCAGAAACAUGUAAAAAGAAUAAGAAAGUUCUAUUUUUGAUUUCAUGUUGACUCUACUGAAAUUACUUAAAAGGCUAAAUGUUGUUAAUGCUAUUUUUUUUCUUUGUCAUUUAUUAGCUGUAAGACAUUAACUAAACAAAACUACGGCGUACUGAGAUGAACAAAUAUUUUUUCAGGAAAUCAUGCAAACUGACUUUUUAUUUGUUGUCUCUAAAGCAAUGAUAACAUUAACGAAACAGCAGAAAGGUUUCAUGGCUUUUAAAUUAUUUUUAAAACACAUUUUGUCAAUUCAUGGAAUUAUCUAAGAAUGCAUUUAGAAAUGUGAAGUGACACUAAAAGCAUAAAACUAUCUUAGUGUAUCAGUGUUGUGAGCACAUUUGAACAAACAAAAACUAUAUGAACGAAAAAAAAAAACUAAAACAACAACAACAAAAAAAUAAUUAAUUAACAAAAAAAAAAAAAAAAAACCAUGAAACCUGGGCCAGCCCAGAUCCACGAGGAUCACAAAACAA